Molecule: messenger RNA, 330 nt
Organism: Colletotrichum tamarilloi
Lineage: Eukaryota; Fungi; Ascomycota; Sordariomycetes; Glomerellales; Glomerellaceae
Exons: 1
Coding region: 1-330 (109 amino acids)
Source: RefSeq, a predicted model, not a curated record
AUGGCGGGCGACAUGGCCCCGGUCUUCACUUCGGCUUCUAGUGGACGGAAUCACAGAUACGCAUCGAGAGCCUCCAUGAAGCUAGGGAUCAUACGGACCAACGCGGACUACGGACAAAUUCGCAAACUCGUUAGCUUGACACAGUCCCGCGAUGGGACCAUCAUCAUCCAUGACCUUGAAUUAUCGUGGCCGAUACCGCCAUGCACGACAGAAUCUUCUUCCAAGGGAAUCCACCCCUUUUUGCUGCUUCAGUAUCAGCAUGCCAGGCAAGCCUUUGAUUACAAGCUUGUCAGUGUCGUCUGCUUGCGAGAUAUCCGCACCAUGAUGUAG